This is a messenger RNA of Glycine soja, 1847 nucleotides long. RefSeq lists its product as uncharacterized. The coding region runs from base 691 to 1638 and encodes 315 amino acids. Lineage: Eukaryota; Viridiplantae; Streptophyta; Magnoliopsida; Fabales; Fabaceae. The record is from RefSeq and is a predicted model, not a curated record. The transcript has 16 exons.
ACAAAGUCGCCUUUCUUCGGCCUCAUCGAGGGACACUUCCUCUCAUACGACACUAUCAACCAAAGCAAACAACAAUUCCAUGACAUAACAACUUCAACAACAACACAUCAUCAUCAUUCACUAUCAUCCUAACCCCCAACAAAUCCUAACCCCCUUUAUCUUCCAAUUCCUCUCUCUCUAUAUAUUCAUUCACCAUUUUCUCUUCUCUCCCAUAUUCUCUCGUGCCAACACCUUUUACGUGCACACAAUUCAUUUAGGAAUCUUGCACUGAUCAUUCAAUCAACGAAAAGUAGUACCUUGGUUGUUGCUGCCUCUCCUUUCCCCAUUUGUGGGUGAACAUUUGGCGAUUCAUUGUCACAGGAAAGACAUUCUGCAUACUCAUGAGCACAAACCUCAAAAUAUAAUUGAGUGCUAUGGGGAUUCCCAUACGAAGUGGAAAUAUAAAAAGACAAAAUGAAGCAAUGAGGCUCACCCUAGCAACCUUUGUUGGAGUUGUUUUUGGCUUCUCUCUAGGAGUAUCAUUUCCAACACUGGCAUUGACUAGGAUGAACCUUCCAUCCAGCCUUUUACCAUCUAUUGAUCUAACUUAUGUUGAUGACAAUUACUCGAAAAUUUCAACCAAGUCUUUGUGGGAUGCUUGGGCUUCAUUUAGGAGGGAUAGAAGCAUGUACAAGAAGGUUCACAAAUUAAAUGACACAAAGAUUUGGGUUCCUACAAAUCCUCGAGGGGCUGAAAGGCUUCCCCCAAAAAUUGUCAAAUCUGAAUCAGAUUUCUAUCUUCAUCGGUUAUGGGGCAUGCCCUAUCAGGUGGCACUUGCAGGACCUAAGUAUCAAACCGAAGUAUCUUGUAACAUUUACUGUUGGGUCAGAUCAAAAAGACAACAUUGAUGCUGCAGUAAAAAAGUUCUCUGAAAACUUCACCAUAGUGUUGUUUCACUAUGAUGGACGGGCUAGUGAUUGGGAAAAGUUUGAGUGGUCAAAGCGAGCAAUUCAUAUCAGUGCUAGGAAGCAAACUAAAUGGUGGUAUGCUAAACGCUUUCUGCAUCCUGACAUUGUGGCUCCUUAUGACUACAUCUUUAUUUGGGAUGAGGAUCUUGGUGUGGAGCAUUUUGAUGCAGAAGAGUACUUAAAAAUGGUAAGGAAACAUGGUUUGGAGAUCUCACAGCCUGGUAUAGACCCAAGUAGUAGUUUUACAUGGCAGAUGACAAGGAAAAGGGAUAGUGGUGAAGUCCAUAAGAAAGCUGAGGAAAGAAGUGGUUGGUGUUCUGAUCCACAUUUGCCACCAUGUGCUGCAUUUGUUGAGAUCAUGGCUCCUGUAUUUUCCAGAGAUGCAUGGCGUUGUGUGUGGCACAUGAUACAGAACGACCUAGUUCAUGGAUGGGGCCUUGAUUUCGUUCUCAGAAAAUGUGUGGAGCCUCCUCACGAGAAAAUAGGAGUGGUUGACACUCAAUGGGUUGUCCACCAAAGUGUUCCAUCACUUGGGAACCAGGGCCAAGCAGAGAGGGGAAGGGCACCGUGGGAAGGGGUGAGAGAGAGGUGUAAUAAAGAAUGGACAAUAUUCCAAGAGCGUAUGGCUGAAGCUGAGAGGGACUAUUUUCAAACAAGGGAAGCUAUUCCCCUUAACUCCACAGGGCAGUGAUUAUGCGAAAAAAAAAAAAGCGUUUACAAUAACCCCGUAAAUGUAGCUUGAGCAGUAAUAGUUAGAUUCUUGUUUCAACAUUGGAUGUCCUUUGGAUUGAUCAUAUUUUAGUAUUAGAUACAUCGGAUUUUUUUCCCUUUUUUUUUUUUUUUCUGAAUCCCUGUUUUUAUAUAUGGGUUAUUAUAAUGGUAUGCUUACUUUCUCUGGCA